Molecule: messenger RNA, 1532 nt
Organism: Polyodon spathula (Mississippi paddlefish)
Lineage: Eukaryota; Metazoa; Chordata; Actinopteri; Acipenseriformes; Polyodontidae
Gene: unc93b1
Product: unc-93 homolog B1, TLR signaling regulator
Exons: 10
Coding region: 279-1532 (417 amino acids)
Biological process (GO): toll-like receptor 9 signaling pathway; toll-like receptor signaling pathway; toll-like receptor 3 signaling pathway
Cellular component (GO): endosome; lysosome
Molecular function (GO): Toll-like receptor binding
Source: RefSeq, a predicted model, not a curated record
CUCCCUCCUCUCUCUCACACACACAGCGAAAGAGGAAGUCAGACGAGUCAGGAGUCGAAAACGAGAACUUUUCCGUUUCCUUUCAAUAGCAAUCAUAACUAGAAAAAGGAAUUGAAAGGGAGGGGGGGUUCGCCUCUGUAUCCGAUCAACACUUAAAACGAGAGAGUCGGAACAGCGGGCGCUAUUCUGCUGUAGAGACUCGACAGCCAGGCUCGGUAACCGAUCAUUUUCCCAUUUAAAAAUAUAACCCAGAAAUCGAAUAAAAAGGUGCUGUGUUGAUGGAUCAUGGGCAGGAGCUGAGAGACGGACCCCCUGAUAAUCUCUAUGCCGAUGCGCUGGAAAAUCGGGGCCCCCCCGGGGAUACAGGAGGGGGUGCCGUGGGGGAGGGGCUGCAGGAGGAGGGGGGGGCGCAGAUCGAUGAUUUCCUGGGUGCGAAUCAGGAUUAUAACGAGGAGGAGGAGGAGAAGAAGUAUUUCCGCAGGAAGCGUCUGGGAGUGAUUAAGAAUGUCCUGGCAGUGAGCGUGGGCGGCACACUGACCUAUGGGGUGUAUCUGGGGCUGCUGCAGAUGCAGUUGAUUCUGCACUAUGACGAGACGUACAGGGAGGUGAAGUACGGGAAUAUGGGGCUGCAGGACAUCGAUCGCAAGAUGCUGAUGGGAAUCAACGUGACCCCCAUCGUCGCCCUACUCUACACCCCCGUCCUGAUCAGGUUCCUGGGUGUGAAGUGGAUGAUAUUUCUGGCCACUGGAAUCUACUCUCUCUUCGUCUCCACAAACUACUGGGAGCGUUAUUAUACACUGGUACCAUCUGCUGUGGCCAUUGGAGUUGCUAUUGUACCCCUUUGGACUGCCAUGGGAAAUUACAUCACCCGUCCUCAGCAGUAUUACGAGUUUGUUCAUUUCAAAGAGGACCAGGUUCAAGAGCAGAAGAAACUGCCCAAGGGGGCGUGUCGCCGUUACAUCAUCAUCUUCCAAUCAGUGUUCUACUUCUUCUUCAACCUCAGCUUCGUCUGUGCUCAGAUGCCGAUGAUAUUUUUUCUCAAUCCAUAUUUCUAUCCCUUCAACCACACGCUCUACGGAGUCAAACAAUGCGGUCAGUUUACUUUUAAAAAUUACAUUGUAUUGCAUUGCCUCUCUCUCUCUCCUCUCCCUCUCUCCUCUCUCUUAGCUCUGCUCGGGAUCCUGUAUGAGGAUAAGGAGAGGCAGGACUUUGUUUUCACCGUCUAUCACUGGUGGCAGGCCAUGGCCAUCUUUGUGGUGUACCUGUGGGAGGGGCUGCCGUUUACUUCCAUGGGGUGGGGGGGUUGUUGGAGUGGAGGGGGGGUGGGGGGUUGGAGGGGAGAGGGGCAGGUGAAGGGGUAUCGCUAUCUGGAAGAGGAGAACUCUGAUGAGUCAGACUGCGAGGGGAAGGAGGAGGAGGAGGAGGAGGAGGAGGAAGAGCCCGUUAUUGCUCUGAUGCUCGUUGAUUACUUCCUCCUGUCUCCUCCCUCUCCCUCCUCCGCUCUUCUACUCCUCUCUCCCUCCUUCUCCUAA